This is a messenger RNA of Hibiscus syriacus, 2767 nucleotides long. RefSeq names its product transcription factor GTE8-like. Lineage: Eukaryota; Viridiplantae; Streptophyta; Magnoliopsida; Malvales; Malvaceae. The coding region runs from base 590 to 2617 and encodes 675 amino acids. Gene Ontology annotation, molecular function: protein binding. The transcript is spliced from 9 exons. The record is from RefSeq and is a predicted model, not a curated record.
UUUUGUAAUGCUUGUAAGAACUGAUUUAAUUAAACUCUUAAUAAAUUCAAUUAAAUAUCAUGCAUUUCCUUUUUGCUUUUGGUAAAUUAUAAAUCUGGGUUAUUCACGGCGGAAUGGAAGACUGUCAAUUCUUUAUUGAUAUUCUCUAGGGUUUAAUAUGGUGAAUUUGGGUCUUUCAAAAGAUGAUUUUGUUCAUGAAAGUAUACAAAAUGGUAAGUUUUCAGUAUUAGGGUAAAUGCGAAUAAGAGUUCAUCUAAUUUGCUCAAAACUAUAAGAGUUCAUCUAAUUUGCUCAAAACUACUAUCAAACUUACUUAAAUAGUUGUAUCUAAGGGUGGUGUAUAAAGUUAGUCUAGAAAUCCGAUGGGAUAAUUUGUCUCCCAUGGUUGAUGUAUGUUUUGUGAUUAAAUCAGUGGCAAUUAAACGAAGGGAAGUAAAUUUGGCUAAGAUUUUGGCAAAGAGUGAUAGGUUUGCAGGAGGUACUAUUUGAACCAUAUGAGCCUCUCGGUGAAUCCAAGGGUUCUGGUAGCUCAGGACGAAGUUGAUACGUAAGUUACUGCUUCAGAAGAUUCAAGUGCCCCAACAAGGAAAUGUAUCAGUUUGACUCUGAUAAACAUGACACUUUUAAACAUGACACUUUUGGUGUUCCUAUACAAGUGCUUACCCUUUCAAACAUGUCACAUUCUAAAAGAAAGGAUUUGGUACAUUGUUUGAGGCAUGAACUGGAGCAGAUACAGAUGCUUCAGAAGAAAGUUGAGUUGAUAAGGACCGAUGGGGUUACUGUGUCAUCCUCCAGUGAUAUUCUUAGUUGCAGCAAUGGGCAAUGCUUACCUUUUGUUAAGGAUAUUCAGAAACUGCCCAUGAUGGCUUCUGAACCGGGGAAGAAGAAUCGGGGUUCUUCAGGAAAAGUUAAGACUGCAAAGCAGGUUUCAGAAGCAAACACAACAAGUAUUUUCUUGAUGAAGCAAUGUGAGGGUUUGCUAAAACGGUUGAUGGGACAUCAAUAUGGGUGGGUUUUCAAUGAACCUGUAGAUGUAGUGAAGUUGAAUAUUCCUGAUUACUUCAAUGUUAUAAAGCACCCAAUGGAUCUAGGAAAAAUUAAAAAGAAGAUAGAUUCAGGCGGAUAUACAAGCCCCUGGGAGUUUUAUGAUGAUGUGAGGCUUACUUUCACCAAUGCAAUGACCUAUAACCCCCCUGGAAAUGAUGUCCAUGUUAUGGCUGAUGCCCUUAACAAAUUUUUUGAAGUCAGGUGGAAAAAUAUUGAGAAGAAGUUGCCUGCUGUUGCUACCCAGUUGAUUCAAAGUAAAGCUCCUGCUGAGGAUGUAGAAACUUCUAAGACAAUACUUCCUGCUAAAAAGAGGAAGACGAUCUCUGUCACCCAACAUGUUAUACCUGACCCUGUGAAGAGAAUGACGGAUGAGGAAAAACACAAGCUACGCGUGGAGUUGGAAUCUUUACUCACAGAAAUGCCUAUGCAUAUAAUUGAUUUCUUGAGGGAGCAUAGUUCAAAUGGAAGGGAUUCAGAAGAGGAAGAAAUUGAGAUUGAUAUUGAUGACCUCAGUGAUAAUACCUUGUUCAUAUUGCAGAAGCUUUUAGAUGACUAUUUGCAAGAGAAACAAAAUUGCAAAUCAAGAGCUGAACCUUGUGAAAUUCAGCUAAUGAACAAAUCUGGACUGCACAGUUCACCCAUGCAACAAGGCAGAGGGGAUGAUCAGGCUAAUGUUGUUGUUGAUGCUGGGGGAAAUGAGCCUCCUGUGUCAAGCUAUCCACGUAAGGAGAUAGAGGAGGCAGACCUUAGAAGCAUCAAGUCUGCUGGGUCUGGCAGCUCCAGAGAUUCAGAAUCUGGCAGUGCUGACGAUGAAGCUGUUGCUACUAAAGCUUCUAGUCCGUUAUCUAUUCCCAGGGGUUCAAGUGGGCCAGACUACUUUCUAACUAGCAUCUUACUCUGCAUUAUCCUUCAGGUACUGGGAGCUGUAGAUUCCGGAACCCAAUUUGAUGAAAAAACGAGUGUUAACAACCCUCUUGAUAGGAAUCGGGAGAGUGCUCCAGUUGAGAGACAGGUGUCCCCUGAAAAACUCUACCGGGCUGCUACAUUGAAGAAUCAAUUUGCUGAUACCAUUCUAAAAGCUCGAGAGAAGACGCAUACUGCACAGGGUGAGAAUGUGGAUCCUGAACAACUGCGCCGUGAGAGAGAAGAACUUGAGCAUCAAAGUAAGAAAGAUGAGGCACAGUUGCUAGCCGAAGCCAAGGCUGCUGAAGAUGCUCAAGGACGAGCCGAAACCCAAGCUGCAGCUGAGGCCAGACGGAAAAGGGAGCUUGAGAGGGAUGCCGCACGGCAGGCAUUGUUGAAGAUGGAAAAGACUGUUGAAAUCAAUGAGAAUUCCAGGUUUCUCAAAGACUUAGAAGUGCUUAGAGCUGCCCCUGCUGAGAAUCUGCAUGGCUCAGUCGAUGAAACAAGCCCAGAACAUUCUCAGGGUGGCUUGGGUAGUUUUAAGCUCGGGAGCAACAACCCAUUGGAACAACUUGGUUUGUACAUGAAGAAGGAUGAAGAGGAAGAAGGUGAACCGCCUACCGUUCCAAAGCCCGUAAAUAAUCCGGAGGAUGGAGAAAUAGACUGAAAAAUGCAUCUUUUAUUAGACUAGGUGAGGAGAAAUGAAGUAGAGAACAUAUAUCGACUGAACAAAUUUCUGUACCCGAUCUCAUAAAUACUUGUAGAAUUCUGUGCAAAACCAUAUUCAAUAAAAAGUCGUAAGCAAUCCUUUAAACCC